AUACUAAUGAACCUAUGUGCACUGUUUUUUUCUGUAUAUACAUGCUUUUUAACUUAAUGGGAAGCAAUUUAUAGCUUCUCUUUGGCAUAUUCGAAUUGCCAGCAUCACUACUCUUGCACUUUAGGGCCAUUAAGUAAAAUAAGGGUCACUGAAACACAAGUACUGCAGUACCAUGACAGUUGUCCCGAAUACUGAGAUGGCUACUGAGUGACUGAUGAGUGGGUGGCAUGUGCAGUGUGGAUGUGCGGGCCGAAGGGGUACUUCACACCCUGGACAGGACGGAGUGGGAAGGCAUGCGAUUUCAUCACACUACUCAGAAUGGUCUGUGUUUCAAAACGUAGGGAUUAUUUCUGGGAUUUUCCAUUUAAUAUUUUUGAACCUCGGUUGACCUCAGGUAACUGAAACUGGAACGUGAAACUGCAGGUAUGAUGUGCUCACUAGUGCCCUCGAGGGCUUCCUUGGAUGAGGACGCUUUGGAUGAUGCCUUGCUGGAACCAAGUGAAGGAGAAGAAGAUGAUGGCCUUUUCAGUGUCACUGAGGAAGAGGAGGAGGAGUUACUGAAGUCAGAUGAGGAGGAAGAGGAGAAGUCACUGCAGGCGGAUAAGGACGAGGAAAAUGCAUUGGAUAGCUGUGCACCAGCAGCGGAGACUCCUGGCCUCUCCAGAUUACCUCAACUAAACACACCAGUUGGUCAGGGACCGACUCCUACAAAACCAUUAAACAGACCCUUUGCACUAGAAAAGAACCAUGUAAAGUUAACCGUUGUUGCACCAUUUAACCCAACGGUUUGUGAUGCCGUGCUCGAUAAGGACAAGACUGAUGUGUCCACAGGUGUCGAGCAGCCCUCCUCCCUUGGAGAGGACGUGAGAGAAGACUGUGUUAGCCCGAAGAAGAGCAGACUUGGCACUUACUCUGAAGGAACCAUUCCCAGCGACUCUGCCUGGGAUGGGCCCCCAUUCCCUUCUCCUUCAAGUAAUAGCUUUAAACAGACUGUCCCUGAUAAAAGUACGCCUGAUAGUAAGAAACCUACACCUGUCUGCUCUCCGGUCCCGGACCAUUCAGAGACUCCUCGCACAGGGUCGUCCUGGAGAAACGGAUCCCAUAAGUCAAGUAAUGAAAUGAGGUUGCCAGUCGUUUCCAGUUCCUCAGACAAAGAUGUUCUUGACAAGGACUCUGGGAAGCUGAAAGUCCCCGAGAGAAUAGGCAAAGUCAUUCCUGUUCUGCAAGCCAAAGCAAGGACUAAUGGUCCAACAUUUUCACAAUCAGAUCUAGAACGGAAGAAGCAAACUUAUGUCAGGAAUGUUUUUGCUCAUAUAAAAGACUCAAUGGACUCGAACCAAGGUGCCUUGGUGGAACUGUAUUCUUUGAUGGAUCAAGUUCAUCAUAGGCAUAACCAUUCACAUCCUUCGGACCUCACCAUUCGAAACUACGCCCGGCUCCGACCGAAGCCUCUGGAAAGGUGCAGCCUGACUGAGUGGGUGGACAGGAAUCAGCGCAGCCACCCGCGGUUCCAGAGUCUCUGAGACGGCGUCCGGGGCGGCUCGCUUGCCACGGCCCGUCGGCAGUGGGCUCCCCUGUUCAGCGUCCUGUCCAGAGCUGCAGCUCACCUUCUCCUGCUCUUUCGUGCUUUGGAGAUUUUGAGUUCUAUUUUUCACAAUAUUUUUAUUUAAAGAACUUGUCGCCUUUUGGAAAUGCCCAUUACUGACUUGAAUUUUUUGUAUAAAGUUCGUGUGUGUGUGUGUGUGUGUGUGUGUGUGUAAGCAGUGUUUAGUUGUUACAGUUUUUGUUUUUUCCUUUAAGUUGAAUGUGGCCGCCUCCUGAAAGCCAACAUUAAGCCAAAACACCCCUGGCCUAACAAAGCCCCACCUUCGUGCAGGAGGAAAGUUUACUGGUGCCCAAAGGAAAGCAUCUUCUACUCUCUGAGGAAGAGAUCCUUGGUCGGGCUGCAGGGGGGUGUUGCUCCUGCUCACCCCGUGUACAUGGAUACAAGUCACUUUUACCAGCCCUUCUUACUUUCUUAUUUGAAUCUCUCAAUCCUGUCAAAAUGUUCGAGUUGGUAAUCUGAGAUAUUUGAAGCAGGAUGGGGCAGGACCAAAGUCCUGUUGAAAGGACACAUUAAAAGAGUAAAUCUUCUCUCCUUUUUGUGCCUGCUACCUGCCUUUAUUUUUUGGCUUUUAUUCCACUCAUUGAAUUUGCUUUGCACAAUUGUGUUUGCAGACCUUACACAUGCUAACCGACGGCAGACUGCUGGCUAACCUGUGUUGGUUUGUGGUCUCAUAACUCUCCUGCCUUCCUUCAAGGGCUUUCCUUUUUCCCGGUGACCGCUGUGCUCUGGGGUCCGACAGGCGCGCUCCUGUGAGCCGCGGGUGCGCCUCCUGAGCACAGUCUCCCUGCUCUCUUCGUUGAAGAGCUGGUCUCCUAGGGUCUUAACUUCGGGGCAGGCCAGAAAGCCAGUGCCAGUGAGGUGUCCGCUCAUCCUCAGUGUCAUCUGCCAAACCCUAACUUGAGGUACGAGGUCACGUGUUAGUGAGCCUCCCACUACAAGAGAGACUUUGGAGAGGCCCUCCUGUUUCCAUUGUAACUCAGCAAAACGUGCCUUGGACCCUGGAUGUUACCUACUCAUUUGGUCAGACCUCUGAAACGCCCCCUGGUGUUUGGUGAGAUGUUACAUAUUCCUGUAAAGGGUUGAAUUAGAGACCUAAAAAGUGGACUCUAGAGGACACCCGUCCUGAAAAGCCAGUGCUUGAGGGGACAGGAUUAGGGGAAAAGGACUCCUGCCCCCACAGAAAAAGACUCCGAGGUCCUUCCCGGCAGGUUUCGCCGAGCUGCUGAGGCGGCUCUCGUAAAGCUAUGAGGACGCCUGUGCACAAAGCGCUUCCCAACCCUACAUGUGGCCUGAUCUUGGUGCUCUAACCCGAGGGACAGGCUUUGUGCAGCCCUCCUAAUGCAUGUCUUAGCAGCUUGCUGUUUCUUAAUGGACAGCUCUAGGCAUCUUCUGGGUGAUCCUGCAGUCCAGCCUUCAUGCUGCUAUUCUCGUUCUGUGAAGGUUGCACGUGGUCGCCGAAGUGCAGCCUGUGACACUGGGCUAGCUGCCUCUGCCUGGUUUGGUGGUUUCAUCGGCCCCGUCUCCGUGUGUGAGGGACCCAUCUGAAACAUCCUGCCCUGCUAUGGAGACGGGCUUGGGGAAAGCUUGGUCAUUCAGCCACCAAUAAAUGUAGAUGGAUGCCUCUUAAGUAUUUACUGUUUUUAUGCAGUUAAGGAUUCUCUACUCUUUGGACAUUUGGUUUAAUUCUGAGACCAGAAUGCUAAAAAGUUCUGUUCAAAGGCAAGGGUCAAAUCUGUUUUUGCCGUUGUCAGCCAUGAGUCACUUCUCCAGGUUUCCCGAAAUUAGCUUGAGAGAGACUGAGACAAACAUUGACCUUUGGGAGCACAGCGUGGCUGCUAUAAUCAUAUAGUUACUUUCUAUUAUAAUUAUAGCUGGCUGGUUCCCCAUGGAUAACCCAAGCCGUAAAGGGGCAGUGCUUUGCUUCGGCAAAAACCUAAGGCUCGUGUUUCUGCUUUCUUGGUGCAAAAGGGUUUCACUCUGAAUGUGUAAUGGGGGCAUCGCCUUUGCCAAUCAAAUGAGUGACAGGUUAACUCUAAAAUGUGACAAUCACAUUUCCUCUUUGCUCACAUAAUUCUGUUUUUCCAAAGCUUUAGCAGCUUAAUUAAAUCUGUUGGACUGGAGGAGGAAAAACUGUUCUCAAGCAGUUUGCACGAUAUUCUUUAAAGAGGAAGAAAGCUAAAGAAACUCAUCAUCAGGCAUGCUCGCCUUAAAGGUGGUAGUGGGCAAAAUCUGGAGUUUCAGUGUUUUUAAAGAUGCAUAUCUCAUGUUUGGCAUUGGCCUCUAAGCCUAGUAUUUCAUGGGGAAUUCUUGCUGUAUUUUACGUUGUGUACAUUUAACUGCCUGACUGGCUUCCUUCAUCCAUGAAGACAUUCUCACCACAGGGGGGUUGGUUGAUAAAGCAGAGUAAAAAUGUACUGUUCGUGUGGUUUACUUGUAUUUUUGCCUCUAACGCAGACCCUGCGCUGCUUGAGUUGUUGUCAGGAUCAAUUAUGAAACAAGUUUGGUGCCUCCUCUUGAUCAUGUUUUUCCUCUUGUAGCAGUUGUGUUUAAUGUCAUUAAAAAGAAAUAAAAGUUCUCGU
This is a messenger RNA of Phyllostomus discolor (pale spear-nosed bat), 4185 nucleotides long. RefSeq names its product S100P binding protein (gene S100PBP). Gene Ontology annotation, cellular component: cytosol; nucleus. The record is from RefSeq and is a predicted model, not a curated record. The coding region runs from base 426 to 1523 and encodes 365 amino acids. The transcript has 6 exons. Gene Ontology annotation, molecular function: calcium-dependent protein binding. Lineage: Eukaryota; Metazoa; Chordata; Mammalia; Chiroptera; Phyllostomidae.